This is a messenger RNA of Salpingoeca rosetta, 2355 nucleotides long. RefSeq lists its product as uncharacterized. Gene Ontology annotation, biological process: transmembrane transport. Bases 129 to 1721 code for a protein of 530 amino acids. Lineage: Eukaryota; Choanoflagellata; Craspedida; Salpingoecidae. The record is from RefSeq and is a predicted model, not a curated record. The transcript has 3 exons. Gene Ontology annotation, molecular function: transmembrane transporter activity.
CGAGUGCGCAAUUUCCCCUCUCUUUGUUUGUCCUGCCGUCGCCACAACACACGCACAAGCACCGCGACCUCAUAUCCUACAGCCACCUCCCUCCACUCUCUCCACCUCUCUUGCACACACAGAUACAGAUGACGCUGAGUGCGCAGGACCGGCGACGGUCCCUGAUUGUGUUGGGCGUGUUCUGGUUCUUCACGGGCGUGGAGUAUGCGGUGAUUUUGCCGUCGGCAUGGCAGUACCUGCAGAAUCUGGGUGCGGAGCACAAGAUCUGGCUGUCCAUCUCCAUCUCGUCCUUCUCCUUUGCCAACUUCCUGUUCUCGCCGCUGUACGGCCGGUUUGCGGACCGGUACUCCACAAAGACCAUCCUCAUCGUGUCCAACUUCUUCGAGCUGGUUGGCAACCUGCUCUACCUCAUCGCCAACGACGUCUACACCAACGUGGAGUCGCGCUUCAUCGCCGGCAUGGGCGCGGCGGCGGGCUCGGCCAUCUUCGCCUACGUCGGUCGCGUCUCCGAGACCCCGGCCGACCUUAACAGGAACAUGGGCGCCAUCAUGACGGCGCGUGCCAUCGGUCUCAUCCUCGGGCCGGCCUUCAACUUCCUCCUGGUCAAGAUCGACUGGCGCGUGGGCCAGUACAAGAUUGACCCGUACAACAGCCCCGGCCUGCUCAUGACCAUCAUCUGGCUCAUCUGCCAGGUCAUCGUCGUCAAGUACUUCAAGGACAUCCCCAAGGCGGACGUGCAGGAGCUGCGCGUGGGCUCAAGCAGCGGCGACAAGGCGGAGGCAGACGUGGAGGCCUCCGCCACUACCGACCAGCAGCCGCAGCGUGUUGCCGGCGCCCACGGUGGUGAGAGCAGCACUGACCCCGCACACAGCGACAACGACGAGGAUCCGCUCAUCCCCACGGGCGAGGACGACACGCCAAAGUGCAGCGAAUUCCUCGGCCUGGGCGUCAUUGCGCUGCUGCUGGUGCAGUUCCUCAACAUGUUCAACCAGACGGCAUAUGAGACGUUCAUCACGCCCUUUACCCAGAACGUGUUCCACUGGAACCAGGUGGCCAACUCCAUUGUGUACAUGAUCACCGCCUUUGUCGCCAUCGCCGUCUACAUCAUCAUCAGCAAACUCCAGCCCAAAUACGGCAUUCUGGACCGCACGGAGAUCCUGGUUGGCGUUGUGCUGCAGCUGUUUGGCUUCAUCAUCUUCUGGUUGCUCCCUGCUCACAACGCAGGCCAGCUGUGGAAGUUUGCGCUCGGCUCGGUCGUGUUCGUUGGCGGCCUCCCCUUUGUCUACAUUGCUCCCGCCCUCCAGGCCAAGCUCACCACCAUGCGCACACAGGGUCUUGGUCAGGGCAUCCGCCGGUCGGUGAUGAGCGCUGCGCAGAUCAUUGGACCGCUGUGGGCCACGCUCUCUGGCGACGACAACGGCGCAUACUUCUGGGGCGGCAUGGUUGGCCUCACUGCCCUGUGCGUUGUCAUCAUGGUCCUGGCCUGGAAGGCGCUCUACUUCCCCAUGAUGGCGAAACCAAAGGCGCCGCCCUCGCCGCCCAAGGGGUCCGGUGUCCUCACGGAGGCGACGCACGACAGGGAGGACCGCGAGGAUAGGCCCCUGCUUGCCUCGUCACGCACCAGCAGCGUGCGCAGUGAGGAUGACGCAAUGCUCCGCCCGGGAUCGUUUAGGGAGGACCCCAAGGGUGGCAUUGUUCGCCACCACGGCAGCAUCAACUGAUCCCAAGCACGCAAGCACAAGAUUUGCUUCUGCUGCUUCGUGCGCGCAUGUGUGUGCGUGUGUUUGUAUUUGUGUGCGUGAUUGUGUGUGUUUGUAUUUGUGUAUGUGAUUGUGUGUGUGCUUGUGUUUGUGUGUGUGUGUGUGUGCUUGUACGUGUGUGUGUGCUUGUUGUAUUCGUUGUUUUGCCUCAUUCGCGUCGGCAUCUUGUGCAACAACUUUCAUCUGCGUGUUUCGUUGGUUGCGAGUGCUGACUUUUGUUUGAUCGACCCUUCUUCCCCUCGCCAUCACUGUUGGGGUUUGCCCUUUACUCGCUCUCUGCUCUCUCUCUCUCCUCCCCCCCCUCUCUCGCUUGCUCUUACCCCGACCUAGCUCGUUCCCUGUCGCAUUUCCACCACUCACUGCCACCAGCAGCGUGGUUCAACCGUUAGGCGCUUGCAUGCUUGCUUUGUUCUCUGUUGCCGUGUUGCAGUCAAUGUCUCCGCUCCCCAGUGCACUUGUGAACUGCGACGUUGCUUUCUUCUCGACCAUUUGGUUUUGCCGUUUUGCUUCAUGUGCUACGAUACAAGUACAAGAAUGCUAUCUUCAUGCAUCUUCGAUCUGUUGCACAAUCGUGUCACUGUAUCUCCAAUCCAAG